UCGAAGCAAAUAAUUGAGAGCGCGAUCGAGAUAAGAAGCCAUGGAUCUGGCGACGGGCGCCAUGGGCUCCCUGCUCCCCAAGCUGUUCGAGCUCCUCGCCAACGAGUACAAGCUGCCGAAGAGCGUCAAGGAAGGCGUCAGGUCCCUGGAGAAGGAGAUGAAGAGCAUGCACGCCGCCCUCCGCAAGGUGGCAGAGGUGCCCCGCGGCCAGCUCGAUGAGCAGGUCAGGCUCUGGGCAGCGGAGGUCCGGGAGCUCUCCUUCGACAUGGAGGACGUCGUCGACAAGUUCCUCGUGCGUGCCGAUGAUGACUCUGAGCCUUCCACCAACACGAACAAGCUUAAGCUACUCAUCGAGAAGAUGGCCAACUUCUUCCCUAAGCUCAAGGCUCGCCAUCAGAUCGCGGACGCUAUCAAGGACAUCAAUAAGCAAGUUCAAGAGGUCGCUAACAGGCAGGGAAGGUACACCGUCGACAAUAUUGUUGCUAGAAUUGCACCCGCGGCAACCAUUGAUCCGCGCCUUAAGGCUCUGUACACAGAAGUGACAGAGCUUGUGGGCAUUGUUGGGAAAAGGGAUCAAGAGCUAAUGAAUUUGCUCUCAGAGGGAGACAGCAUAUCCACAAAAAAGUUAAAGAUUGUCUCUGUCGUUGGAUUUGGGGGAUUGGGCAAGACCACUCUUGUCAAAACGGUUUAUGAGAAGAUCAAGAGAGAUUUUGAUUGCAGGGCUUUUGUUCCUGUGGGUCAAAAUGCUGAUGCGAAGAAGGUGUUCAUGGACAUCCUUCGUGAUCUUGGCAUGUACGGAAGUCAUCUUACCGAAUUGGAUGAAAGACAGCUCAUCGACAAACUCCGGGAAAGACUUGAGAACAAGAGGUACCUUAUUGUUAUUGAUGAUAUAUGGGAUGAAAAAUUGUGGGAAAUUAUCAAUUUAGCAUUCUCUAGAAGUAACAAUUUUGGCAGUCGGCUAAUCGCAACAACCCGUAAAGUCAGUGUAUCUAAAUUAUGCUGCUCAUCUACUGAUCAUUCAAUUUAUCAAAUGAAACCUCUUAGUUCUGAUGAUUCCAGAAGGCUCUUCUACAAAAGGAUAUUUCCUCAUGAGAGUGGAUGUCCCCUUGAAUUUGAAGAAGUGUCCACAGAUAUUUUGAAGAAAUGCAGUGGAGUGCCAUUAGCCAUCAUUACUAUAGCUAGUCUUUUGGCUAGUGAUCAUCAGGUAAAGCCAAAGGAUGAAUGGCAUAUUUUGCUCGAGUCUAUUGGUCGUGGACUUUCACAAGACCCUAGUGUAGAGGAGAUGUUGAGGAUACUAUCGUUUAGCUAUUAUGAUCUGCCUUCUCAUCUUAGGACAUGUUUAUUAUACCUAAGCAUGUUUCCGGAGGAUUACUGCAUUAGAAAAGAUCGGGUGAUAUGGAUGUGGAUUUCCGAAAGAUUUGUCCAAUGUGCAAAUGCAGGAGCUAGUCUCUUUGAGAUCGGAGAAACUUACUUCAAUGAGCUAGCGAACAGAAACAUGAUCCAGCCGGUAUAUGAUUAUAAGGGUACGGAAGUAGAAGCUUGCCGUGUACAUGAUAUGGUUCUAGAUCUAAUAUCUUCAUUGUCAAGAGAGGACAACUUUGUUACUGUAUUGAAUGGUACUGGUGAUAGCAUGUCUUCUCAGAGCAACGUCCGCAGGAUGUCCCUCCAAAAUGUUAGAAAAGAAGAAGGAUGUCAAGCCACGCCUCUCAAACCUGUGAGUACGUUACAAGUGAGGUCAAUUGCUACAUUCAAACCUGCUAUUGGUCUAAUGCCGCCUUUCCUGAGCUUGGUUGUUCUACGUGUGUUGGAUCUGAAUGGAUGUGAUAUUGGUGGGCAUAAUCAUCUAAACCUUGGGGACUUGGGGAGUUUAUUGCACCUGAGGUACCUAGGUCUAGCCGGAACAGGAAUUUCCGUGGUACCGAAAGAGGUUGGAAAGUUGCAAUUUCUGCAGGUGCUUGAUUUGAGUGGUAAUUUUGAUAUAAAAGAACUGCCAUCGACUGUGAUUAAACUGAGAAGACUGAUGUGCCUACUUAUUGUAAGUGUCUGCGAGAGGCUUCCAGAUGGGCUGGGAAACCUGACAUCAAUAGAAGUGUUGAGAGAUAUCACUGUUGAUUCUAUAAGCACGGUGAAAGAGUUGGGCAACAUGAAAAGGCUGAGGGAGCUUGGAAUCAGUUUUGAUAAUUUGAGCUUGGAGUUGGAGGAAGCUUUUGUGGAGUCAAUAGGAAAACUGUCCAACAUUCAAAGUUUAGAAAUUUCUUCCAGUGCUCGGCUCGCGGACUCAAUGGAUAGUUGGAUAGAUAUUUUGGGGGAACAUUGGGUGCCCCCUGGAAGUCUCCGGGAAUUUGUCGCAAGAAAUAUCAUGUUCUCUACACUGCCUGCGUGGAUAAGAAGGAAUCCCUCGCAUCUGUCCAAACUUUCCAAGUUAGUGAUCCAUGUCGAACAAGUGCGACAGGAGUAUGUGGAAAUCCUUGGAAGGUUACCGGCUCUUAGUACUCUUGAGUUGCGUAGCUUCCGCAAGAGCGGGCCACUACUCGUCGGCGCUGGUGGGUUCCCUUGUCUGACAUCAUUCGAGUCGGAUUGGGACUCGCUGUCUGAAAUCGUGUUCCAGGCAGGAGCUAUGCCCAAGGCUGAACGAGUUGUGCUCGAUAUCGGUGUGCGGGUCACAAAUGAGGAAGCAGCUGGCGACCUGGGCAUGGGUAACCUGCCGUCCCUUCGGUAUGUCCUUGUCUGCUUGCGUCGCAAAGGAGUGACGGUCGCGCAGGCCAAGCAAGCGAAGGCUGCGCUGGAGAAUGCACUCCGUGCCCAUCCUAACAGUCCCACCUUUAGUAUCUUAUUCCAUCCGUACAGACCAGCUAUAUGCCCUUUAUCCAAAAAUCCGUACAGACCAGCCGAGUACUUUCGAAAACGCUCAUGAGUCAUGACGAUGACGUCUACUUCUCGAACGAUGAGUCGGGAGACUCGGAGUGAAGAACCUGCAGGUAACUUUUGAGGGGGGCCGGACGGUGGUGGAGAUGUACAAUUUCAUCAGGAAGCAUGCCAGCAUCUCUUUCAAGCUGAAGCGCCCGCCUCUGGUUCAAACCUCAAGGAUGUGUUGUAGGGCAUUGCACCGUCGGAAGUUCCUUUCGAGUAUCGAGGCCCCGCGGUCGGAAUUUCCUUUCUGCGAUCGAAAGCAUGAGGUGGAGAAGGAAUAGCUAGCUAGCUAGCUGUCAGCUUGGGCAGUUUUGAUGCUAUGUUCCUGCUAGUAUCCUAACCAAGAUGGCCCUACAAACACUCCUUAAUCUCUUGCUUGUAAUUGUCCAUGUUGUUCCGCUUCUGUGGUACAACGAUUUGUACCAUGUGUUUGAUUUGCUUCCCUUCGAACCAAAACGAUUUGGUUGUAAUUAUUAACUACUAAUUCUGUAACUUGGAUGGACGGCUAUGUUACGUUUGCAA
Lolium rigidum is the source of this 3432-nucleotide messenger RNA. Its product is annotated as disease resistance protein RGA5-like. Lineage: Eukaryota; Viridiplantae; Streptophyta; Magnoliopsida; Poales; Poaceae. The record is from RefSeq and is a predicted model, not a curated record. Gene Ontology annotation, biological process: defense response to other organism. Bases 41 to 2914 code for a protein of 957 amino acids. Gene Ontology annotation, molecular function: ADP binding. The transcript is spliced from 4 exons.